CAUUCUCCAGAUUGUAGAACUGAAGCCAUGUUCCAGGAACCAACUAUGUGGAUAAAAAAAGAGGAAACAGAUGAAGUACAAACUGAGUUAUGCUCCAUGUUUCUUGAAGACCCAUUAAAGACUGAAAGCCCUAGUGUUUGGGUAAAGCAAGAUCCUGAACUGAAACAAGAUGCUGAUGGAUCUGAGCAUAAUUCUGUUAAAGACCCACUGGGAAUAUCUUGGUCCACUGAUUUUAUCAAGAAGGACCCUGAAUUAAAUCUGGAACUGAAUGCAACAGAGAAUAUUGUGGAAGCCUCAAGACACACAUCUGAUACAGCAAGAUUGACUCAGAGUGCUGGUGAGAGGUGUGGAGUAUCAUGUGAAGAAACUUGUCACCAUAGACAGGAUGAGUUUGUGAUAGACAUGGAGAAGUCAACACACGAGUUUGGUACCUAUACAGAAGAUGUGACUGUUGAUGAGGAAUGCUCAGUUGCCACCACAUAUGACUGUAGUACGAGGGAAAAGGAAUUUCAUGUAUAUAGCUGUAAUUCCUGCCAACAGAGCUUUCCUUCAAAAUACAGACUCAUAAUGCAUGUGUUUAUGCACAUUGAUGGCACACAACCACCUUUGUAUGUUUGUAAGUGGUGUGGUGAGGUAUUUCACAGUAAUGUUAGUUUGAAAAAACAUUUAAGAAUGAGUGAGAAUUAUCGUGUCUUAAUUGCUGGCAACCAUGAAAAAUAUGGCUAUAUUGAUGAGCAUCAAAGCAGUAUCAUCUUGGAUAGUUUGCCAGAAGUUUCUGCUACACAACACAAUGAGCAGUCUUCAUGUAAGGAAACUUGGAAAGCUUCAAAGAAGCCCUCUAAUGACAUGUGUAACACACACAUGACAAAUGAUACAGAGAAAACAGUUGAUUAUGGAAAUUUAUCUACAGCUGUUAAUUUCAGUGCCCAGGCUGAUCUAAUUACUGCAAACAGAACUGACAAAUAUGGUAUUUGUGGCAACUUGUUUGUUAGGUCACAUCAUCUCAAGAGAGAGAAACUAAUUCACAUGGGAAAGAAACCCCACAAAUGUGAGAUUCGUGGGGAAUCGUUUGCUCAGUCAGGUCAUUUCAAUACACAGACAUUAAUACACACUGGAAAGAAAUCUCACAAAUGUGCGAUUUGUGACAAAUCUUUUGCCCAGGCGCAUCAUCUCACGAAUCACGUCGUAAUUCACACUGGAAAGAAAUCGCACAAAUGUGAGAUUUGUGGGAAAUCUUUUGCUAGUUCAAGCAGUCUCAAGGUGCAUGGAUUAAUUCACACCGGAAAUAGACCGCACAAAUGUGAGAUUUGUGGGAUAUCUUUUGUUCGGUCAUACGAUCUCAAGAUACAUGGAUUAAUUCACACUGGAAAGAAACCUCACAAAUGUGAGAUUUGUGGGAAAUCUUUUGUUAGGUCUGGCGAUCUCAAGAUACAUGGAUUAAUUCACACUGGAAAGAAAUCUCACAAAUGUGAGAUUUGUGGGAGAUGUUUUUAUUUGUCUAACAAUCUCAAGACACAUGAAUUAAUUCACACUGGAAAGAGACCGCACAAAUGUAAGAUUUGUGGGAAAUCUUUUGUUAGGUCAGGCGGUCUCAAGGUACACGGAUUAAUUCACACUGCAAAGAGACCGCACAAAUGCGAAAUUUGUGGCAUAUGUUUUGUUAGGUCAGGCGAUGUCAAGAUACAUGGAUUAAUUCACACUGGAAAGAAACUUCACAAAUGUGACAUUUGUGGGAAAUCUUUUGUUAGGUCAGGCGGUCUCAAGAUACAUGGAUUCAUUCACACUGGAAAAAAACCUCACAAAUGUGAGAUGUGUGGGAAAUCUUUUGCUCUAGCAGGCAAUCUCAAGAGACAUGCAUUAAAUCACACUGGAAAGAAGCCUCACAAAUGUGAGAUUUGUGGGAAAUGUUUUACUAUGUUAUACAAUCUCAAGAUACACUUGCUAAAUCACACUGGAAAUAAACCUCACAAAUGUGAGACUUGUGGAAAAUCUUUUACUAGGGCAGGCAGUCUCAAGACACACAGGUUAAUUCACACUGCAAAGAAACCGCACAAAUGUGAGUUUUGUGGGAAAUCUUUUGCUAGCACAGGCAAUCUCAAGAGACAUUCUUUAAUUCACACUGGAAUGAAACCUCACAAAUGUGAGAUUUGUGGGAAAUCUUUUGCUAGAGCAGGCAGUCUCAAGAGGCAUACAUUAAUUCACACUGGAAAGAAACCUCACAAAUGUGAGACUUGUGGGAGAUCUUUUGCUAUGUUAUGGUAUCUCAAGAAACAUGCAUUAAUUCACUCUGGAAAGAAUCGACACAAAUGUGAUAUUUGUUGGAAAUCUUUUGCUAGUUCAGGCGAUCUCAAGACACAUGCAUUAGAACACAUUGGAAGGGGACGUCACAAAUGUGGUAUCUGAGCCAAAAGUUUCACUCAAAUUGGGUACUCUCAAAACACAUGCAUUACUUCACAUAAGAAAGAAAGUACAAGUAAGUGUUAGUUUAUGCAAAUAGGUUUUCCUGGUUUGUGCCAUCAAGGCCUAUAAAAUAAUGGAUGUAACAGGGGGAUAAGAAAUUGUAAUGCUUGUGAAAUAACAUUAAAAUGUGUUGGAAACAAAAGUGUGCAAUGAUGCGUAGUAUAGAGUGGUAACACACGAUGUGACAAUAUAAAAAUCCAUAUCAGCAGGUUGAGAUGUCAAGAAAUUCUAUUACUAAAUACUCCUGAAACAUGAAUCAAAUGUGUUUUUGUCAUUAACACUACAGUUUUUCCCAGUCGAUAUUGAGACAAAAAGAUUGUGAAUUUGAUAAAUCCUUACCUUCUUCAGUAAUCAUAAGUACCAUGCAAUAUUCAGUAGAAGGCCAAGAAAAUGUGACGACUUCCUGCUUGUUAUUCCAGUUAUAGUCAUCAUGUAGUACUUGUAGCUCUGCAUUUUAGAAAGGUGAGAUCAAGAAUGUAUUUAUAGCAUUUCUUUCACUCAGGCUAGUAAACUCAUCACUGGAGAAACAUAAUUAUGGCAAUUAUUAUAUAGCAACAUGCCUACUAGUAUGUUUGUCCACAUUUGUCAAAAUACGUUGACAGUUCUACAUGAUAUGGACGUGACACGCUAUUUUCAUGUUUCUGGAUGUAUAUUGCACCAGUUGUAUUCCACACAUUCAAAUCAGCUAAAUGGUUUGGUGGAGACAUCAGUGUUAGUUACCAUGCUACUCAGACCACUGUGGAGUCGUUCUGUACAUGACAUGGACAGUUAUCCUGCUGAAAGCUGCCUUCACUGUGGGAGAGUACAUCAGUCAUGAGGGAAUCCUUGUAGUUGCAAUAAAGAUCACAUAGUCUGCAACUGUCAUUUUGCCUUCAAUUAUUACCAGAUGUCCCAAAGUAGCCCAUAUCAUAAUGGACCCCCUGUUGCCAUUCCCCUAGUUGACUGCGUAUCUGGAUGUGGCAACUGACCUGGUGUAAUAGGAAAUGUCACACGUGUUGACAGUUGGCAGUUGACAUUAGCAUUGACCUUCAUUCCAGCCUAAAUGAUCCCUUGCCCGCUGCAGUUGCAAUUGAACAGUUUGGUGGAUUGGAAAAUAUGCCACAUUUCCAGCUUUACAGAACAGGUAAGCUUCUGAUCUCCAUGAUUUGUGAUGAAGUAUAUAAGUAUUACAUCUUUACAUAAGGUUAUGGAUUUAUCACCUUUCAGCCACUUUCCACAGAUGUUCACAACAGUAGCAUAGAUCCAGAAAGCCAGCUUCACCACUUUUGAGGUGCUAGUUGCCAACUGCAAUGCCACCGUAACCUGCCCUUUGCUAAAGUCACUUAUGUAAUUGGAUUUACUUGUUCGCAACCCAUCUAAUUGGUAGAACAAUUACUUCUUAAUAUCUGAUCUGCUAUACUUGUAAUCUGCGUACUGCAUCAUGUGUGUACAACAUGGCAUUCAUUCUCCUCUCAGGCAGUGUUCAUGACAUUUUUGUUCAUCAGUGCAUCUACAUGUAAACUGGUCAGAUGCGGGAAUGUGUAGUCUAACAAAAUCAUUGUGCUUGGUUACCAUUUACACCAGUGUACAAUAGCUAUAUUUUUUGUGAUAUUUUUCUGUUUCACAAAGCUCUGUACUUGAUUAAGAGAUAAUGUAGAUAAGUGUUAUGCACCGAAGCUCCUAAUUAUUUGUUCAGCGUGUAAUACUGUUGCAAGUUUUACACAAAAUGAAAUCGAAAAACAAACGUUAGGUGUUCCAGUUCGAUUCCAUUCAUUUGUACACACAAGAACACCUGGGAGAGCUGAGGACAUGAGUACUAAAUAUGUCUUGUGUUAUAUUCAAAGAUGUUCCCAUUCUGGAUAUUCUUCUUAAUUUGUGUAAAUAAACAUGACGUUUUAGGAAA
Molecule: messenger RNA, 4342 nt
Organism: Schistocerca serialis cubense
Lineage: Eukaryota; Metazoa; Arthropoda; Insecta; Orthoptera; Acrididae
Product: zinc finger protein 431-like
Exons: 6
Coding region: 28-2403 (791 amino acids)
Cellular component (GO): nucleus
Source: RefSeq, a predicted model, not a curated record